UGUGUGUCCUCCACGAGUUAUCUGUCAGAGCCUUCAAGAGGUGGAGGCGGGGUGGGGGGGGGAGUCCAUCUAGGGAAGUCGUGUGUGUGAAAAAGCUGAGGCUCUUUUCAAAGUGUUCCCACGUGCAGCGUUCCAAUAAAAAGCGAUGAUUCUGGCAGCGUUACAAGAAUUUGGGAAGCAGCUCUUGAGAGUGAAGGUCGUGGACUGCAGCUCGGACGAAUCCCGCCUGUCUCGAUGCCUCAACACGUUCGACCUGGUGGCCCUGGGGGUGGGCAGCACGCUGGGAGCCGGCGUCUACGUUCUCGCCGGCGCCGUCGCUCGCAGCGCCUCCGGCCCGGCCAUCGUCCUCUCCUUCCUCAUCGCCGCCCUGGCGUCCGUUCUGGCCGGACUGUGCUACGCGGAGUUCGGAGCUCGCGUUCCCAGAACGGGCUCGGCUUACCUCUACAGCUACGUGACGGUCGGGGAACUCUGGGCCUUCAUCACGGGCUGGAACCUCAUCCUCGCUUACAUCAUAGGAACGUCGAGUGUGGCCAGGGCAUGGAGCGCAACUUUUGAUGAGCUGAUUGGAAAACACAUCGAGACUUUUUUCAGGCAAUACAUGACCAUGAACGCCCCGGGAGUCCUGGCAGAGUAUCCAGACAUCUUUGCUGUUGUCAUCAUCCUCAGUCUGACAGGGCUUCUUGUAUUCGGAGUCAAAGAAUCGGCCUUGGUAAACAAAGUGUUUACUUGCAUCAACAUCCUGGUGCUGGUGUUUGUGGUCAUCGCAGGCCUGGUUAAAGGAAACCUAAAAAACUGGAACUUGAACCCCGAGGAGAUCCUUAACGUUACUAAAAACUCGAGCCUAAAUCUGUCGUGUCACUUAGAAGACGAGAAAGGUCUUGGUAAAGGUGGCUUUAUGCCUUUUGGCUGGACUGGGGUCCUCUCUGGUGCUGCCACUUGUUUUUACGCCUUUGUGGGAUUUGACUGCAUCGCCACUACAGGAGAGGAGGUGAAAAACCCCCAGAAGGCCAUUCCUAUCGGCAUCGUGGCCUCUCUCCUCAUUUGUUUUGUGGCUUACUUUGGAGUAUCGGCGGCCCUCACUGUGAUGAUGCCGUACUACAUGCUGGAUAAGAACAGCCCUCUUCCAGUGGCCUUUAAGUAUGUGGGCUGGGAGGGAGCCACUUAUGCAGUGGCCAUUGGCUCUUUGUGCGCUUUGUCGACCAGUUUACUGGGCUCCAUGUUUCCGAUGCCGAGAGUGAUCUGGGCCAUGGCAGAAGAUGGCCUGCUUUUCAAAUGCUUGGCUAAAAUCAGCCCCCGAACCAAAACUCCUCUAACAGCUACAGUGACAUCAGGCGCCGUUGCAGCUGUGAUGGCUUUUCUGUUGGACCUGAAGGACCUGGUGGACCUCAUGUCCAUUGGCACUUUGCUGGCGUACACUCUGGUGGCUGCAUGCGUUCUGGUCCUCAGGUACCAGCCCGAGCAGCUGAGCAUGGUCUACGAGAUGGCCAACACUCAGGAUGAGCUCGAGAACACGGAGUCCUACGGUGAGGGGAGCUCUGACAUGUUGCCAGAGGCGGAGCAUCAGUUCACCAUCAAGAAUCUGGUUUUUCCUUCGAGCAGCGACCCGUCUCCUCUGUCCGGUCGGAUCGUCAACAUUUGCACCAGUGUUCUCGGCGUUCUGGUUUGUGUUUUCAGUGUUGUGGCGGUCCAAGGAGGGUCUGCAGCCUGGUCCGUGGCGGUCCUCAGUGUUAUCGCUGUGAUCUGCUCGUUUCUCACAUUCUUUGUGUGCCGGCAGCCACAGAGCAAAGCUAAGCUCGCCUUCAAGGUUCCUUUGCUGCCUUUUGUCCCGGUCAUCAGCAUGUUUGUUAAUGUCUACCUGAUGAUGCAGCUGGAUAAAGGAACAUGGCUGCGCUUUUCCAUCUGGAUGAUUAUAGGUUUCUUCAUCUACUUCGGUUAUGGGAUCCGGAACAGCGCAGAGGCAAUGGCCGGCUCUGAUCCCGACACGCCCGGCUGCUCCAUAAAGGGAGAACCCAUGACCACCGAGAAGGAGGCUUUUCUGCACGACACACACAACACAGCCCCAGACGAGGUGGACUCGUGAGGAAACGGGAGGUUCUGUAAUGUAUUUAAAGCUUCAAAUUUGUCACUGACAGAGUUGAAAGUGCAGAAUGUUUUUUAUGGAUUUAUUGUUUACAAAAAAAA
Messenger RNA from Austrofundulus limnaeus, 2181 nucleotides. Its product is annotated as high affinity cationic amino acid transporter 1. NCBI's taxonomy places the organism in Eukaryota, Metazoa, Chordata, Actinopteri, Cyprinodontiformes, Rivulidae. The transcript is spliced from 12 exons. The record is from RefSeq and is a predicted model, not a curated record. Gene Ontology annotation, cellular component: plasma membrane. Gene Ontology annotation, biological process: L-ornithine transmembrane transport; L-arginine import across plasma membrane. The coding region runs from base 146 to 2080 and encodes 644 amino acids. Gene Ontology annotation, molecular function: L-ornithine transmembrane transporter activity; L-lysine transmembrane transporter activity; L-arginine transmembrane transporter activity.